GACCCAUUCCGAGUGGUUGAAGCCAAGUCCUAAACCCAGCUACGGGCUGUCUAAUGACCAAUCAACGGGAUGACCCCGUUUUCGGAGAACAGGACAUAAACCGGCUACCGGGAGUUAUUGUCAAUCCUCAAUUUACAUCAUCGUCCACCGGAUCGCGAGAGCAUAAACAAUUUGACAAGACGGCGAAGGCAUUGUGCCGCUGCAUAUUUGGCCCUUGCCAUGGCAGGUAGAGCUAGGUCUGCCUCUAAGGUGGGGAAGGCAUGUGACCGUUGCAGAAAGCAGAAACUGAAGUGUGAUGUAGAGCGCCCUUGUACACUUUGUGCAAGGAGUGGCAUUGAGUGUACGAGUAAUAGCACUCAUGGGAGUAAACCAUUAGGACUUGGGCGAGGCCGAAUCGCGCGAACGAAGUCUCACCCAAACCGAAGAAGCCUCAUUGCAAACUAUGAAAUUCCACUAUCUCGUGAGAUGAACAAUGAAACUCCAAGUCCUCGGCUGGUUACAACAUCAGCUACGUCGGAUGCUCCUUCCGAAGCUACCUCUGACACGGAUGGCCCGAUGACCGAAGAAGCACUACCGCAUGAAAGAGGAUCUGCUGAUUGCAAUGUUGAAAGCCGUCCACAGGAUUACCAACAUCGACGUGGAGGCUUGCAGCCUACUACCUCCCCUAGAUCGCAGGACGACACCCCAAGACUAUCAUCUCGUCAUUCAGAAGCUCCUACAACACGAAAUGGCUUCACCGGGGAUAGUUCUACAAUUGGACUUACAAGAGAAGUUUUCGAUUUCAACGACUCUCAGCAUCACUCCUUAACCUCAGCCCUGCCAGGUGGGGCAAGCCAACCUUCUCCUGACAAUGUCGGAUUCCAGGAGUCGAUUACUGAGACCGCCGAAUUGCCUCCAGCCGUGGUGGUAGAGGCUUUGCUUGACACAUACUUUGAUGCCGUUCAUUGGUUUAUGUUUAUUCUUCACGAGAGCUCCUUUCGGGAGCAAGCUAGACGCUUCAUGGAGAAGGCCUCUUCCGACCGCACAGCCGAAGAUGCAGAAUUCACAACCUUGCUUAUGAUGGUACUAGCAUAUGGUGCGCAGUAUGCUGCCAAGAACCCCAAUUGGAAGUUUAGAGCACUUAUUGAGAAGCACUCUAUUAACCUUCACACCCUAACUCAAAGCAUGAUUCAGCACGUGCGAUCUCGUUUAUUCGACAGUCUCGAGCGAUGCCAGGUUGAGGUUGUACAAAUCUGCGUUCUUCUAGGCACAUUCUAUAUAUAUCACGGAAAGCCAAACUUGUCAUGGCCAAUUCUUGGCUUAGCUGUUAAAUGUUCUUAUGCCCUGGCUAUGCAUCGCGAAGUUGACUGGCGCGGGAGCAAUAUUGCAUUACAGACCCGGAAAAGGGCUUGGGCACAUACUUUUAUAUCUGACACCUUUGCAGCUGCAAUAUAUGGUCGACCAUCCACCAUCGACAGGGCAUUUUGCGACAUUUCAUUCCCAGACGAGUGUGACGAUUCACAAAUACCGAUGCCGCUUCGAAGGUGCGUUGAGCGGUUGAACGAUGGUAAACCAAUAUCGAGGCACACUUUUCAUACUGAAAAAUACCGUCUGUAUGACAUGAAGGCUCAAAUUGUCAACAAGAUUUACACUUUGCGUGGUCGAAGGGGGGUUUCGACCGCAAAGGGCAUCGUGAAACUGGUGAACACCAUUCGCGGACUCGACAAGCUAUUACGAAACUGGUACGAUAGUCUACCAACUUUUCUCAAAUACGCCGAAUGGAAAGACAUGCAAGGAGAUCCCUUUGAUGGGCUACAAGGGUCUGAAGCAGCGAUUCCUGCAUCUCAAGAGACCCUCAAGCGCCAUAUGAUCUUGCAAGUAAUCACCUUGCAAGUCUCUUACGACAACAUUUUGAUCUUAUUACACCGUCCACUACUUGAAUACAAAAUGUCUUCUCACAAGGAAGGAAGUUCACCAGAGGUAGCCAGUGACGACCCAUUUGCCUACUCGUUUAACACUUGUAUGGACGCAGCGAUGCGAAUUUCUCGCACGCCUGCCCAUAAGUUUGAGUACGACAUGCCCUUUGCACUUAUGUGUAUGCAUAUGUUCACUGCCGGGGUCAUUUUAUGCAUCCCGGCGACUAUGAGCCCUUUUAGCUAUCUUGCACACAACGCCAAAGCUGGAGUUGUAAGGAUCAUCCAAAUGCAAAAAAGUCUAUCGAGCCAUACACCAAUAGCCGUACAGAGCCACACCAUCUUGGAAGAGCUCAUGAAAGUUGCGAUCAAGCGAGAGCUUGACAUGAUGUUACAACCUACCGAGCAUCAACAAUCGCGAAAUAACUAUGAAGAGAGCAUGGGGUUCAACUCGAGGCAUAUGUUCGCGACGGGUGAAUCGACUCCAAUCUUAUCACCUUCCGGCGGCAGGCUCUUAGGGGAUGUCACUUCACGCAAUGGCCAACUAUAUACAAAUCAGACUUUACCAUAUGGACAGCGGCCGUCAGGAGAGUCCCGACUGACCCCAGGCGCAAUGGGCGAGAACAAUAGUUCUUUGGAGCUUGAAGCGGGUCCACCUGAAACGGCGACCUAUUCUGUGCCAGGAUCUACAAAUACUAAUGAUCUUCCUCUUUUACAUCCUACAUAUGAGGGAUCUACGUCUGCUAUUUCAUGUGAUGGUGUUGAUUACAGUCAAAACUACAGCGACCUAGGUGCUGAGCUAGAUGAUGGAUUUAACAACGCGUUCGGUGCCUUAGAGAAAGUUAUGUAUGAUUUUGCGCCUUUAGAGCGGCUCGACCCUGCCUGGAUGCAUUCUAUGGCGACCAGUGAUCUACAACAUCCCACCGAACAUCGGCCGCAGGACGGCCUUUCGGGACCAGCAGACGCAAGCUCAGCUGGGUUACCUGCAGCUGCCGAACUGCGUGAGGCCUCUGAAGAAUCUCGAGCUUCACAGUUGGCUUUCCAUGGAGGAGCGGCCUCUGCAAGGAACAUUGGAGCUACUAGCCUCCAUAAUUUCACGGAACCUGGACCCCCAUGGCUUUGGGGUCUGAAUAGAAUUACAUGAGGGGUUUGAAAUUCUAUUUGUAUUAAAUAACCUCUUGAGAUGGAAAAUAAUUACUCUCUAUUAUGACGCUUCAUCGGCAAGAUCCUUACAAUCUUGUCAUCUCUCGCCUCGCUGAGAUCUUCAAACACCGAACUCCGACCAUACCUUUAGUAUCAUUAACCCACCCACCUCUC
Messenger RNA from Pseudogymnoascus verrucosus, 3209 nucleotides. RefSeq lists its product as uncharacterized. The record is from RefSeq and is a predicted model, not a curated record. Lineage: Eukaryota; Fungi; Ascomycota; Leotiomycetes; Thelebolales; Thelebolaceae. Gene Ontology annotation, molecular function: DNA-binding transcription factor activity, RNA polymerase II-specific; RNA polymerase II cis-regulatory region sequence-specific DNA binding; zinc ion binding. The transcript is spliced from 4 exons. Bases 220 to 3036 code for a protein of 938 amino acids. Gene Ontology annotation, biological process: positive regulation of transcription from RNA polymerase II promoter by galactose; DNA-templated transcription. Gene Ontology annotation, cellular component: nucleus.